Molecule: messenger RNA, 1122 nt
Organism: Symbiodinium sp. CCMP2456
Lineage: Eukaryota; Dinophyceae; Suessiales; Symbiodiniaceae
Source: the annotation of a GenBank genome assembly
AUGGAUGCCACCUGGAAGAAGCUGCUCCAGGUUUCUGACAAGAAGGGAAAGACCCCUGAUGAUCAUCGGGAGUGCCUGGAUACCUUGAAGACGGCGUUGCGAGACGCCCUCAUCUUCCUGAAGCAGCGAAGAGGGGAAGACGAUGCGCGAAAAGCCCUGGAAGUGAUCGAAAAAACGAUACAGGGUGAGAUCUACAGCUUCGGCAGCCAGCUCUUCAUCUUCAAGCAGGCCUCGGUGACCUUGCUGAUGGUCCUGAAAUUGCUCCCAGACUUCUCUGCCAGCCUCGAGGCGUUGCCCAGGCUGGUGUGGCAGUUGGUGGUGCAGCUCCACCGGCAGGACUUCGCAGUUCUCAGCACCUUCUCGCGUGAUGUCGCAGCAGCCCUGCGCGCUUUGGUCAGUCGCCCUUUCCGGCUCACGGCAUUCGCUCGGCUCUCGCGCCUUUGCAAGGACCGCCUGCCGGACGCUGAGAAGGCCGGAACUCCGGGUGGCGCCGGCGCUGAUGGCCUCUCCCUGGAGCUCUCGGAGGGCCGCUUCGCUUCGACGGCAGCGAGGCUGUGCCGCCUGGCGCGCGACGUGGGCUUUGAGAGGGAGGUAAUGCAAAGCUCCCUGAUCCGGUUGUUGGCUGCUGUGGCUCGCUGGUCCGUGGAAGGGAGCAUGGAGGUUGAGGAAGCUGUGCGGGUGCUGCGCGAGGGGCUCGAAGCCCUGGCCGCCCUGCGCCGUGAGGUCCCAUCGAUUCAGAUCCAAUCCGAGCUCGGCGGCGCUUUGCCAGCGUUGGUGCGCUUCGUGUCGAGGUGUGCCCCCUCCCUGGGCCCGGCUCUUGCGGACCUUCUGGAAUUGGCGUUGCAAGAGCACAGCGCCGCCCUGCUGCUCCCGCAGCUUCCAUCUGUGAUGUCCCUGUUGCUGAUGGCAGUCGAGAAGGGCUCCUGGAGCCUUCGGCCCUUGGCUUUGGCGCUCCGCCGUUUUGGGGAGGCGCCGCUGCGCUGCCCGCCAGGCUUCAAAGCGGCAUGGCUUGAAGCCUCUGCACUGGUAGACGCAGAGUCCGCUGCCCUGCUCGCAGAACUGCUGCCGGCACUGCGCGCGGCCGACGUUGCGUUUCCCAGUACAGUUCAGGCAGCAGUUUGA